AGCCACUUUACCUAUAUAUAUAUAUAAAAACACAGGGGCUUUGUUAGAAAUUAAGGAAAGGAAAAUUUCCCCUUAAGGAAUUAGAAAUUAAAAAAACUUGGUCGGUCCAGCACUAGAAAUUAAGGAGUAGUAUGAGUUAUGAACCUCACGUUUCAGAUUUAGAAAGCAGCUACGACUCUUCUUCAUCAUCAGCUGCACCCUCCUCGCCAGGGCUCACUCAACCAGACCCAGGAGCCAAGAAGGCCAAGAGGAUCACCCGAGACAGCAGCAAGCACCCGGUCUACCGCGGGAUCCGGAUGCGAACCUCGGGCAAGUGGGUGUCCGAGAUCCGCGAGCCGGGGAAGAAAUCCCGCAUUUGGCUCGGCACGUUUCCCAAGGCGGAGAUGGCGGCCCGCGCGCACGACGCGGCCGCCAUGAGCCUCAAGGGGGACGGCGCCGUCCUCAACUUCCCCGAGUUGGCCGGGACCCUGCCCCAGCCGGCUUCGCUCUCGCCCCGUGACGUCCAGGCCGCCGCGGCGAUAGCGGCUAAGAUGAGCAAUCUCGACUCGGCCAAGAUGCUGAAGAAGCAGCCUUCGUCGGCGGCGGCGGCAUUGUUGUCGUUGGUUUGGGGGAUGGAGAUGUCGAGUUCUGAUGAGCUGUGUGAGAUCGUUGAGUUGCCGAGUUUGGUGACGAGUAACUCAGCCGAGUUGAACAGGGAGGUUGUGUACGUGGACUUGGUGGAUGGGUGGGUGUAUCCUCCGCCGCCGUGGAUGGACGGUGGCGAUGAUGACUGUGAGAUAGCGGAGGCGGAGACGGUAAUCAAAAGUAGUUUUGAGUCUGUGUUGUGGACUUAUGAUCAGUACUGAAAUUACUGUAUAUUAUGUAUCUAUGUUACAUAAUAUAUCUUUUUGUUUUAAUCUUUGGAUCCGAAGCCUCUCUAAUCCAAUAUUUGGACUGGACGAGACACGCCAUGCAUGGACCGUCAAUUGCUACAAUGAAUGGUUAAGUUUUCAAAAACUGUUCGAGGAAGGUGUUAACUGUCCCUCUUCCUUAGAAGAGUUUUUGAACAAAUCUAAAUUAUUAUUCCAAUGGACGGUCGCGAUAUGGACUAUCUCGUCCAAUCCAAACUUUUGGAUCGGAGAAGAUCGGGAUCCUAAUCUUUUCUCUUUUUUGCUUUCUUCUUUAGGAUUUGUUUGAGUAUUUGUUUGUAUCUUGUGGAAGGGAAAUGAGAAAACAAGGGAAACUUAAAAAAUUCCCUUUCCUUCUCCUUGUUUGGUUUGAGAAGAAAAUAAGAAUACAAUAAUAUAACUAUUUUUCCUU
This is a messenger RNA of Rhododendron vialii, 1299 nucleotides long. RefSeq names its product ethylene-responsive transcription factor TINY-like. The record is from RefSeq and is a predicted model, not a curated record. The transcript has a single exon. Gene Ontology annotation, molecular function: DNA binding; DNA-binding transcription factor activity. Gene Ontology annotation, biological process: regulation of DNA-templated transcription. Lineage: Eukaryota; Viridiplantae; Streptophyta; Magnoliopsida; Ericales; Ericaceae. Bases 132 to 845 code for a protein of 237 amino acids.